UCGAAUGUAUUUAGCCUCUCGUUGUGAGCGUAGUUACACUCCAAUUCUCAUGGUGGCGAUAAUGCCCAAAUAGCUGCCAUCUGCAUAGUCAGAAAACCCACCCGAAGAAACGCCUUCUUUCUCGGCGCCUGGUUUUUGAAACGCUUGGAAAAGUUGGACCAGACAGGUGUGGCAGCUUGCGUUGCUAGAGACAACGUAGCCCACUUAUUGUAACGAUUUACAAUAGAUGUUGCCUUUGAUAGCAGCUGGAAACAUCCGCCGUGGGACACUGUUCCAGGAAGGACCAAAGUCCAAAAUCUUUGAAGUCCCCUGCUGGGUUUCUGUCACGUGCAUUAUCAGGACAUGGAAUCGACCGUGCUGAACCUGCACAACCAUUUCCAGAAUCUUUGUGCAUGCUCCGAUAUUCUCAAUGAGGGCCUCGAACCACAGUUCAUCCAAAUGGCUCUGAACUUCGAGGACUGCAGGAGGAAGUGACUGCAGUGGGAGGAGGAACUGGGAGCCUGCAAGGAGGUGCUGACGAAAACAGAGACUGAGACGGGGGCUCUGGAGAUAAAGCUGAAGCACGUCCGCAACCAGGUGGACGUGGAGAUCAGACGGCGCCAGCGGGCAGAGGCAGAAUACGAGAAACUGGAGCUCCAGCAGCAGCCUCCACCUGAGUGAGGAGCAACGCUCUGCCCUCGCCUUCCUCAACGCCCACUCCCAGGCCGCACAGGCUGCCAAGAACAACCCCAACCUCAACACCUUCCACAGGAUUGGGACUCUUCUGUGAUGAGGAAAGUGCGACUGAGAACUGCAGAAAAGGCGUUCAUCCAGAACCCUUGCUGAGCCGCCACAGCAGGUGGUGAAGAAACCCCGCUCCACCUGCCGCACUUCCGAGAGGGUGAAUGAGUCCAUAGUGACCAAGACACCAUCACAGUGCCUGUCAAUGGAGGUCUGGUAGAGGCCUUGUCCACCAUGGAGACAGUGCCUGGCUACUGGACAGGCAGCAGGAAGAGGACCGCUGCUCAGGGCUGGGACACUACUUCUAUUGACCAAUCAGAGGCAGCUAGCGAGGCUCCCAGCACCCCAUGCAGUAAGGCUCCGUCCCCAACCAAAACACCCAGAGCCAAAGUGGGGGCCCGAAAGCACGAGUUCCUUGCCAAAACGGUGAUCAGGUCAGAGUUCUGUGUGCCGUGUGGAAGGAAGACCAAGUUUGGGAAGCUCUACCUGAGGUGCCAGGACUGCAGGCUGGUGGCUCACCCAGAAUGCCGUGACCGCUGCACCCUGCCGUGUAACCCUAUCUCUACAGGCAGCACCCCCAGCAGGAUCAGAGAGCCAAGCACCCUUGCAGACUACGCUCCCUCCUCCUCUCCCAUGAUCCCUGCCCUGGUGGUCCACUGUGUCAAGGAGAUCGAGCACAGGGGUUUACAUGAGAUGGGUCUUUACCGUGUGUCGGGUGAGGGGCACACAGUGAAGGAGCUGAAGCAGAGCUUCCUGCAGGGGAGGACAGUGCCUGUCCUGGCCAAGGUGGAGGACAUCCACUGUGUCACCGGCCUCCUCAAGAACUUCCUGAGAAACCUCCCGGAGCCUCUACUCACCUUCCGCCUCAACCGCGACAUCAUGGAGGCUGCAGAAAUCCAGGACAAUGGCAAUAGCCUGUCGAUGAUCUACCAGACCAUCAGUGAACUGCCCCAUCCUAACAGAGACACUCUGGCCUAUCUGUCCAUCCACCUGCAGAGGGUGGCCCAGUGUGUACUAGACACCAAGAUGGACAUCACCAAUCUGGCAAGAGUGUUUGGACCCACUCUGGUGGGUCAUGCCGUCCCAGACCCAGACCCCAUGACCAUCCUGCACGACACCAACAGACAACCACGGGUGAUGGGGUGCUUGUUGGCCCUUCCUUAUGAGUACUGGAGCCAGUUCACAGUGGAGCAGCACACCCAUCCAGACGAUGUGGUCAAAGACGAUGCUAACUGCUACAACACUCCAGACCACAAAGUGAGCAUGCUGGGACCAGUGACCACUCCAGAACACCAGAUGACUAAAACACCCUCUUCCAGCUCCCUGUCCCAGCGCAUGAAACAGACUUUCUCCAGCACCACUAUCGACCACCACAGAACAUCAACAGCGUUUAUCGCUUUGUCUGUGUUGCUGAAGCUGCAACAUAAUUACAGCCAUUUCUGAUUGAACAGUUCUGUUACCGAAAUCCCUCUUUGUUUAGGAAAAACAUUCCCUAUUCCCUCAAUACGUGACCAUCGCAUGCACGUGACCAAUAGGGCCUGAACUAUAUCAUAAUCGCAUCAAUAAAUUGCCUAUAACAAACUCUAAACACGUAGCACAUGUGACAGCAAAAUGGAUGCAGAGGAUGUGACAAUUGUUUUUUGAAACUGGGCAAUGUUUACUGCUUCCUCGGGAGGUAAAGGGGAAGUCAGAUGUGUGGAAUGCAUUUGACUAGUUGUGGGAAAUACUGGAGGUCAAUAAAUAAGUUAAAUAGCAAGCGCUGAGUGCGUAUUAUGUGUGCCGAACAGGUUCUGUAUAGAUUACAAUAUAUUUUUCUGACCAUUUGUAACAUUGAAUGUAUUUUCCGAAAUGGAACUUUAUUUAUUUAUUGUUUACGCUAAUUAUUCUUGGGUCGCUUAUUUUAACUAAAAUGCUUGAUUGCAUUUCAAAUCAUGAAUGUCUCGUAUGCUGUGUGAUGACAUGAACACAUAAAUGAUUGAUUGAUACAGUAGCCUAUAUAAGUAUUGUAAUAUAGGCUUCAGGAAGUUAUGCUAUUAAGACUCCACAGGAUGGGCUCUUGGGGCUACAGCUCGAAGGUGGUUAUACAAGGCUGCUAUACUAAGCCUACUAAUGAUAAUGACAUUACUUAUUAUUAUAAUGAUGAUCAUAAUAACUAUAAGAAGGAAUUUGGAACAGCGUAAACGGCACUAAAUCAAUUCUAAAUGAUACCAGAGAGGCUGUUUUUAUUUAAAAAUAUAUCAUUUAAGCCAUUACAGCAUAGCAAAGAUCAAAACCAGUUUAAUCUUGGCGCUCACGGAAUCACUAGGCUAUUAAACCAACAUUCAGAUCCUGCUUUUGUUGCCUGUUUGUCUUAUUUCUGUAGAUAUAUUGAUGAUCUAUUAAACCAGGCACAUGUAAGUUAGGCUAUUGAUUUAUAGAUCGAAUUAAGUUGGUUUCCUCUCUUCACUUUUCUUAGACUAUUAAGACGGGCUGUUUUCUCAUCUCCUAACUCCGCUGCUGCCUCCGCCUCAUUGUUCUCAACACAGAUAUGCCUGUUAACUUUGCUAUUAUGCACAUAGCAACAUGGUCUAGGAAAAUGCACAGUUUCAGAACAAGAAAAAUAGAAAGCACAUUUGUUAUAAAAUAAUAUUUUUAUUAGUGUUGCACUGUUCUUAUGUAAUAUGACCGUAUACAUUUUCAGCGGCACAUGUCAUAGAGUGAUGGACUGUGUCAUCCCCACGGCCUCCACAAUGGAUUAGUCCACUCAGACAGGCGUGAAUCAGGCAGGUCUCUUGUACACCAUGAUUUAUUUGUUUUGCUACUGCUCAACUAAGGAAAUCUCGGUCGACCAACAGCCUAUUGACCAAACAAUCGACCAGUCAAGUAAAUGGAGUCAGCCCGAAAUGUGUUUUAUUGGGUGAUAAAUCUGCCUGAAUGUAUUUUUUAUAUUCUCGUUAGCUUGGAUUAUCUGUUCUUAAUUUGCUUAAUCUGUGGUUAUAUCAGAGUGAUGCAGUUUAAUGUUUUUUAUUCUUAUAUACAU
Messenger RNA from Oncorhynchus kisutch (coho salmon), 3739 nucleotides. RefSeq names its product rac GTPase-activating protein 1. The transcript has 16 exons. The record is from RefSeq and is a predicted model, not a curated record. NCBI's taxonomy places the organism in Eukaryota, Metazoa, Chordata, Actinopteri, Salmoniformes, Salmonidae. Bases 955 to 2163 code for a protein of 402 amino acids. Gene Ontology annotation, cellular component: centralspindlin complex; nucleus; cleavage furrow. Gene Ontology annotation, biological process: Rho protein signal transduction; mitotic cytokinesis; mitotic spindle midzone assembly. Gene Ontology annotation, molecular function: GTPase activator activity.